AUGACCGGCUUCAGCUCUUACUUCACUUUCCGCUCCACGUCCGCCGAGCACAGUUCAUUACCUGUAAAUCAUUCGAGCAAGGACGGCAAGGGCUCGUCGAAGGGCGCUAUCAAGGCUGCGGCACAGUCGAAUGGCCCAUCUUCCUCUUCCUCUUCGUAUUCGCACACCGUACCACUCGAUGCCAUUGGCAUAUUGCGCGCCCUAUAGCCUACACAUGCCCAUAAUUACUAUACACCACCCAAGGAUCAGCAUUAAAGGAAAGACGGACGGACGGACCUCUAAUUAGAUUUUGACCUAUUCCGCAGCAUAAUCUUAUUCACUCGCACUUUCUCCUUCCCACAUUUCCCAUCACGUCUAACCAACGCAUCACCC
Messenger RNA from Fomitiporia mediterranea MF3/22, 372 nucleotides. RefSeq lists its product as uncharacterized. The record is from RefSeq and is a predicted model, not a curated record. Lineage: Eukaryota; Fungi; Basidiomycota; Agaricomycetes; Hymenochaetales; Hymenochaetaceae. The annotation marks the transcript as partial. The transcript is spliced from 2 exons.